AUGGCACCCCUGAAUGAUGUAUCGGCGGCUGCGAUGGAUUGUCAUCAGCCCUCGAAUGAGACUAGAACGACAUGGUCCCCCUACCACUCCUUGCCCAGUGCUGUCCUACUCACGAUAUAUAGCUACGACACGGUAUCGGAAAUUUUCAAACGGGACUUGCUCUUGAAUAAAGCAGUUCACUCCUUAUUGGUGGAUACCCUACACAUAUACGAUCUGGUCCUCGGAAAUGACAACAGGCUCAUACCGUGGCCUGAAAGGGCUGAUGCUCUCGCCGGCCCUGGUGUCACCAAAAGUGUCACCAACGAUGAUGACUUCUGGAGCAGUAGUGGCAAGGCAUUUAUGAUCGACCGUCAUCAGAAUUGCCCGGCCUGUUUAGAGCUGCCCGAGUGCGUCUGUGAUCCUGAGUACCUCAUCUAUGGCCUCUGUGACAGAAGCCUUAUCACAAGAGUUGAGAUCAACUUCUAUCGAGCUGACUACCAAGCAGGACAGCCCAUUUAUGCUCCCCGAGCUGUCCGAGUAUUCAUUCGAGAUGGUCUUGACGGUGAGUGGAAGGCCGUUACUGCCAUUAUAGAAACCAAGAACACCUCCAAGCGACUAUGCAUUCAGUGA
Perkinsus marinus ATCC 50983 is the source of this 609-nucleotide messenger RNA. RefSeq lists its product as hypothetical. The record is from RefSeq and is a predicted model, not a curated record. The coding region runs from base 1 to 609 and encodes 202 amino acids. The transcript is spliced from 6 exons. NCBI's taxonomy places the organism in Eukaryota, Perkinsozoa, Perkinsida, Perkinsidae.